AUGCAUGCACGCAUGAUUCAUUCUCACAGUGGUGAGACAACACCCAUCCCAUAUGGAAAACAAGGACAGGUGAGUUGUUCUCAGCACUUUAUCCUUCUAUGCCUACCUCAACCCUAUGUCUUUAUACUACAGCUGCAUAACUAACACUAAGAUUUUAAAAUAACACAGUCAAACCCCACUUCGUGGACACCUCAUUAUUGCGGACAGUCUGCUUUGUCCCUGGGGAAAGAAAGCCCUUACAUUUGUUUUGAAUUCAUUACCCACUUAAUAUGGACACCCUGUUAAUUCAGACACUUUCGUUAGCCACCUCAGUGUCCGUAUUAACGUGGUUUGACUGUAUAAAGUUCUCUGGUAAGAAUACACAGUUCCACUUGCACAUGCAUAAAGAUCAGAUAAUAUCAAUGACACCAUAUCGGCUCCUUGAUACACAACAGUUUCUGUAAACCAUCAGCUCUCUUAUAAAUGGACACUGUUUGUACCACCAAGCAUCUGAGGUUUCUGUGAAGAAAAAGUUGACUGACAUGUUUGUGCAUGUACAUUUGCUCAGAUUUACUGGCCUUUCUUAGUUUCUUUCCUUUUCUGGAGAUAUCACUGUUGCUGUAGUCUGUAUUACUUCUAAUACCCAAAUUGACACAUUACAAUUUUAUUUAUUUUUUAAAAAAUGAAUUACUUUUAUUUUGUAGCUGUAAUUCUAUCAAUCCAUUUCUUUAACUAUAUUAUUAUUCUAACAGUAUCUGUUAUCAGUUGAGAGGCAGAAGCUGAAUAAAGAUCUUCUGUCUGGUAAGUGUUAGGACUCUCCUACUGUAUCUGUUUGUUUCUGCUACCUAUACGUAGAUAUGUCAAAAUGUGCGUUGAAAAGGUACAAAAAUCCAGAUCCAAAGCACUGAUGAAAAGGGAGAACCCUCGAAACAUCUGGAUUCUCGUACCUGUUCAAUGCACAUUUUGUUGAACUUUGUAAAAAUCAAUCAAUCACUUCCAGUUUUCUAUAUGUAUAUUUCUUUCUUAACCCUAGAUAGAUAUAUAAGUGACUUGUUAUGCAAAAGGUUGGCGUGUACAUUAAUUAGUUUGCUUUCCACUUUUACCUAUCACUAAUGGCAGUAACGUCCAUCCCCAGUCCCACCCUAGUACCCCUAGGGGAGGAGUCCACCCACUCAUUCCACCCCUGAGAGGAGACAUGUCUCUGAACUUUCACCCCACCCCCUCUGCUCUUAGACAAUGUGUGACUGAUGUAUGACUGACAAACGACUGAUUUUCUUUCCUAUUAGUGUCAGAGUCUUAUCGCCACGUUGGCCUGCACUUUGAGCACAAACUUGUUGCUGUUGAUCCAGAGAAAGGCCAUCUCACAUUCAAGUGGUAUGUUUCUAAAAAAAUAUGCUUGUUUAUGAUAAACUGUACUGUAAUAGGCUCUGUUAUUUCAUACAAAAAGUUAAUGCUUUUGCUUAGUUAUAUUUGAAACAGCAUCAGUAACCCUGUCAAUUUAUAUCUUUUAUAAAGCCUUGCAAAUAAUGAUCAGAUACUUGAGGUUGAUGCAGACCACAUCAUCGGAAGUGAUGGAGCGUACUCCGCUGUGCGAAGAGAGCUGAUGAAAAGGCCAAGGUACAGCUGUAGAGUAGCAGUCAAAUGCUUGAGAUCCAUUAAUAAUCACCAUGAAAUAUCCAGUCCCUGUUAACUAGUUGUAGCUAUCGCCAUUUACCAACAAGGGAAAAAGAAUACCAUCAACAACUAUUCUUUGGUGAAUCCAUAGUACCACACCGUUAAAAUCUUGCAAAGACCUCAUGAUGGCACACACCAGAUUAGUUCUUGUGUUAUCCCUAUUUUUCCCUUUCUUACCUCAUACAACAGUGCAUUUUAUUUAUGUAUUUUGUUGAUUUUUAAUUUCAGAAAUAAUAUGAGGUAUAGCUUAUUCUUACUCUUUCAAAUCUUGUAAAAAAAUUGCAUUACACUCAGCUUAACCUUUCUGAUUUUUUCAUAAUUUAGGUUUGAUUUUAGCCAAGAGUACAUUCCUCAUGGUUAUAAAGAACUUUGCCUUUCUCCCACCCAAGAUGGAGAGGUUUGGAAAUUUUUCUUUUAAACAACAAUCCCCAUAUAAUAAUAUGUAAUAAUAAUAAGAUGUAUAGAGGAUAUUACAUGGCCGCGCGGAGAUACGAAAUUUCUCUUUAAGUGUUGAAAAAUAUUUCACCAGUGAGCGUAGCAAAUGAGUGAAACAUUUUUUCAACACGAGAAGAAGAAAUUUCUUAUCUCCAAGCAGCCAUGUAAUGUUCUAUUUAUUAUAUAAACACCAAUGAAAUACCAAACCAUUUCACUUUAAUAGUUUUUUGGUGUGAAAGGCGCAAUUUAUUAUGUAGCCAUAGCAAAGGGGAUACUUUCACAUGUGAAGAUAUCAAGUUUUCACGCGAAAGCUCACCUGGUAUUUGAUUGGUGUUUAUAUAAUAAUAUGGUGUAUUUUAGAAUUUCUUUUUGUAACCAUACAAAUUCUUUCUCUGUACAUUAACUACUGGAUGAUCUUGACACCAACAAAAAGAUGGGUUAUUUUAUGAAAUAAUCUAAAAAUUUCCUGGUUUGGACGUCCUAAGGCUUGGCACAGGCUGAAUAUAUUAAUAACAAAAACAAGUUAAGCUGUGCAUGUUUAUAUGUUAAUAAUUAACAUAUAAAUAUAAUUUAUUAUAAAAUUAUUCUAUAAUAAAUUUGUUUAUUUGUUAUUUAUUUAUUUAUUUCAAUUGUAGUUUGCUAUGGCAGUGAAUUAUUUACACAUAUGGCCAAGACAGACAUUCAUGUUAAUAGCUUUACCAAAUCAGGUACAUGUACUUACUAUAUUCUUUGAAAUGUGAAAGUUGUUGAGUAGAGUAGGGGCUGUUCAUUAGGUUUCUCCUAAUUGGUUGUGGGAAAUAAUGACAUGUCAUUCUUCCAAUAAUUGGAAGAAUAAACAAUUAUUAUUUUAGUAUUGUUUGGGGUUAGGGAAACAAACCAUUGGUGAUUUCCCUUCCGAGCAGCUGCUACAUGACCCCAGUCGUUGUUUGCAGAUUAUAGUGAAACUUGCAUUCAUUAAGCAGACUCCAAUGGGAUCCUCCCUAGUGGAGAUGUCCACUUAAUACAAGUGUCUUUCACAGAAAAUAUGGGAAGAAAAGUGGGGAAGCCACUGAAGCUCUUGGUCAGCUGGAAUGAAAUGUUAAUGGAUCUCCCCACUGUUUUAAAUCAUAUUUGCCAGAUGACCUGUCCAAAGGGUCGUUUGUCAAAUCAGCAGCUUAUGAUUCCCACUCAUGAAAAUAUGAUCACAAGAGAAAUAAGAUGUUACUUUACUACUUGCCAUAGCUAAAAUAGUUUUGUUGUUGUUUUUUAAGGACAAGUCAUUUACCUGUACACUGUUUCUACCAUUUGAUCAGUUUGAUGUGUUAAAAACAAAGGUAUGGUACUCUUAACAUGUAUUGUUAUUUUUAUUUUUCUAUUAUUGUAUCACUCAGUUGGUUAGUUUCAUGGGUGCUUUUGUUGGUCAAUUUCAUAGGCUAGAUUCUACUGUAUAGCCCACUAAAUUUGAAAAUUUUCCUUUCCUUUGCAUCCAAUGGAUAUCUUGCUAAACAGGGCUCGAAGUUAACUUUUUAGUGCACUUGCAAAGUUUUGCUAGUGAAAUUUUUUUCCACUAGCAAACUGGUGAGACCACUAGCAAAUUCUUUCCCUUUGUUUGGUUACAUGGAUGAUUCUAACUCGCAAACGUUUGCUAGUGGAUAUUUUUCUCACUCGCAGAUUAUCAAAAUCACUCGCAUUUUUCAAGUUUGCGAGCGUCAAUUUCGAGCCCUGCUAAACCUCUUUCUCCCUGUUGUUAGUUUACACACUGUAAAUAACGUUCCUCUAUUUUCUUUCCCUGUCGCCAUAAUUAAAUCAAUGGGAAAAAACUUGGUUCAUAGAUAAUUUUACAGUAUCAGGACUGAGAAAGCAGGGUUCAUAAGAUGAAUGAAUUAUAAUUAUUAUUUUUGAUGAAUUAUGCUUUGCAGGAAGAUGUAUUGGAAUUUUUUCAAAGAGAAUUCCCUGAUUUCCUGGCCUUAAUGGGAGAGUAAGAGAGUGAUAUUCUUCUUGACUUCCACAGCCACAAGAAUACUCUGUAACUAGGUUUUUGCUUCACAAGAUCGUACUGUCUGUCUGUCUGGUUAUUCUCAGUCUGUUUAUUAACUUGUAGAAAACCACAUCACCCCAUCCAUCCCCCCAGCAUAAGACUAGAAUAAUAUUCCUUAACACAGCAAAUGAAAAAGGAUGAAAAAACUAAAUUGUCAGUUUCUGAACAUUAAAAGAGCUACUUUAUAGUUUUUGCCCUUUUGAACAGAUUGUAGACAUUAAUGCUUCCUGGACAAACAAUAAUAUUGUCAGUGUACUAAAAUUUUUUUCCCUGCAGCAUUUCUAAUAAAGCAAUCAAUUUUUGUUUUGCUUAUGCAAUUUUGAGCACUCAAGAAGUUACUUAUAAACUCCAUAAAAAGGUAUUUUACUGUAUUUUACUCAUGCUUUUGGUUUGAUUUUAUUAGAGAAAAACUGGUGGAGGAAUUCUUCAGAAAUCCAACUGGCCCCAUGGUAUCAGUCAAGGUACCUUAGAUAUUGAUCUGCAAAUUAACAAUACUGGUAUACUGUAGGGCUGGAUCUAAGGGGAGAGUGCAGGGGGCACACACCUCCCCCUCCCCCCUGACAUGGCCUACAGCUCUCUAAUACAACUUGUAUUCUGUAUUAAAAUUUGUUUCCGUCACCAGUCAGUUACGCCAUUCCUUAGCGCUGCACCUGGAUCCGCCCCUGUAUUGCAAUAGGCCAUUUCUGUGUAGGCUUAUUAGCCUCCUAUUUAAAGCAAAGGUAUUAGUGCUGGCUGCAAAUUAUGUGAAAAUGGUUCUUUGUUUUGUUUUUUAAUCCUUCAUGCAAACCAAAUCAAAGACAGCAAAAUCAGUUACCCUCUCCCUCCCCUCCCCUCUUCCAAGUAAAUACAAUACUAGUAUAUUACUGUUGUACAUCUUAUUUCUCCUUUAUGUAACUAAUAAUAGAUUGUGUUUUUUCAUUAGUGUAAACCAUAUCAUGUUUCUGACAAAGUUUUGCUCAUUGGUGACGCUGCUCAUGCCAUGGUUCCUUUCUAUGGCCAAGGAACAAAUUGUGUAUGUAUAGUUCGUUUGUGCACUUUAGAAACAAAGAAAUGUGAAUAAAUGAAUGAAUGAAUGAGUGAAUGAAUAAAUGAAUGAAUGAUUGAAUGAAUGAAUGAAAGAGUGAAUGAGUUAGCAAGUAAGUGAGUGAUCAAAUUCCCUAUUCAUGUAGUAUGCAAAAUAUUUUCCAUUUUCUUAUUUUAACAAAAACUUUUGAUUACUAAGUCACAAUUUUAUUUAUAUUAUAUUGAAUCAAAGUCUGGAUGUGAUCAUUAAUUGAUGAAUAUACACCUGUGCAUAGAUUGGGUUAAAUUUAAAUCUUGUUUUCCCAUUUUAUGAUUUUCCCAAUUUCUUCCUCAGGCAUUUGAAGAUUGUUUGGUUCUUGAUGGGCUUCUGGAGAAACACAACAAUGAUUUUGGUUAGUGAACUGACACCGCUUUAUUUUUAUUCAGUCAGAACUCGUGCACCCAACUUCUUGUUGGUGUUACCUACCUGUAGUGUAUCUAAGAUGGAUUGCCUUUGUUUGUAUUUUUUACAUUAAUUCACACGCAUAGACAAUCCACCUUAAUUGGCAAUCUACAGUUACAUGUACAGUAUACUGCAUGGCAAUGAUUAUUAGCAAUAAUUUUAUAUUAUCAUUAUGAUGAUGAUGAUAUUGCACCUCGGGACUCACAUUUAUACGUCAGUCAUUCAGAAUUAAGAGAUGUGAAGAUAAGACUUCUUUUCAAUUGUGGUCUUGAAAUUCAGAAACUAUUGGGUUUAGUGAAUUACCCUGCAUGAAAACAAUAAAAAACUACAUUUAAACUAAGCUGACAUUUAUCGGAUUUGCACUGACAAACUUGUGCUUUGUAUAAUCAUACAGAAAGUCAGCUUUUGAAUUUCUUUAGCUGUUUUACCUAAUCAUCCAGAGGCCCUGGUUACUCAAAAGCUGGAUAGUGCUAUCCACAGGAUAAAUGGCUGUUAACUAAUAAUAUUGUGUUAUCCAGUGGAUAGUGAUUUAUUUGGUGGAAAUGGCUCUCCUCCACAUUUUGAGCAACUUGUGCCUUGUUGAUUAAAUCCAAAAGACAUAUUUAGGAACUUUUGCAAUAGUUGGAUGAAAUUUCCAUUUUCUUUAUGUCUCUGCUACAUGAACAGCAAGAGCUCUGGCAGAAUACACCAGAACGAGGAACAAGGAUGUUGAGGCCAUGUGUGAUUUAGCAAUGUACAACUACAUUGAGGUGAGUAAAACUGGUUCAUUAUGAAGACACUGUGAAGUUGUUUACCAUUGAAUCCAUGGGAAAAAAACCUUUUUUGAGGUGACCAUUCAAACAGGUCUCUCAUCAGUUUCUAACAUACACGGUACCAUCUGAUUUUUGUUAUCUUUCUUGAACUUUGACUAGAAACACUCUUAUAAUUUAAUGGUAAAUGGUAAAAAAUAUAAAGGUGAUUUAAAUGGGUCGUUUCGUUUCGUUUCCGAAAGUGCAAAGUUUUGCAGCUAGGGUUGCCUCUGGGGCAAGAAAAUUUGACCAUGUCAUCCCCACAUUAAAGCAACUAUAUUGGUUGCCAGUUGCUCAGCACGGAGAAUUUUAUUAUUUAGUUCCAUAGAACCUUUUACAGUUACACUCUUUUUUUACUAGCCAGGAUAGUUUUUAUCUAUUUAUAGUUUUGUACUGUAAUUGUUACUGAAAACCAUGUGUUCUGUUAUAAUGAAAAUAAUAUCACAAUAACCUUGGUAUUUUCCUUUUCUUGGCACAGAUGAGAUCUUUGGUGACUUCACCAGUUUUCCUUAUGAAGAAGAAGUUGUUUAACUUUCUUAACUGGGUUAUGCCCAGGACAUUUAUACCUCUUUACACCAUGGUAAGUACAAUGAAUGCACAGGAUGUGAUUGGGUAGGCUGUUCUAGGAUCUAGAGUACUUGUAACAAGCAAAACAGAAGAGGAAACCUGUGCAAAAUGAAAGUGCAGGACUGGAAAAGAGACUUACAAAUUAAAAAAGAGUUAAGGAAGUGAGAGAGACAAGGUAAAAAUAAAUGUACAGUGGAACGUCAAUUUAACGAACCUCUUUGUAAUGAAGUCCUUGAUUUAGCAAAUGAUUUUCUUUAUCCCUAUAAUAGUAAGAUAUAUGAAAAAGAACAUCAAUGUAACAAAACCUCGUUAUAACGAACAAAUUUUAUCAGUCCCUUGGCCCUUUGUUAAAUCAAGGUUCCCCUGUACUAGGAAUGGAAAAGGUUAGUUGUAUGAGAGAGAGUGCAAAAUUGAUUUAAAUAAACCCAUGAGGACUGCGAAAGAGAGUUGAGGUUUGAUUACCACUCACUGUUUGGGAAAUGAACUUGGGACCCAAUAGAGUGGCAUAUAUCAAGCCUACUAGGACUGGGGAAGAGAUGUUAACAAUCGUUUUCCGCUGGGUCUUUGAACAAUGUUUAACUUAUGCUUCUAUUUUAUUGGUGUCUUUUUAACUCACUGCUUGCCUUUGUUUAUGUUGUCUUCAGGUAUCAUUUACUCAGAUACCUUACCACACAGUAGUUGAAAGAUCACACUGGCAAGAUGAGGUGCAUGUGAAAAAUAUAGUCCUAAUUUAUUUUUCUCUAGCCUACAAAUAA
This is a messenger RNA of Porites evermanni, 7680 nucleotides long. NCBI's taxonomy places the organism in Eukaryota, Metazoa, Cnidaria, Anthozoa, Scleractinia, Poritidae. The record is from the annotation of a GenBank genome assembly.